AUUGUCCAAAAGCAUAUAUUUACGAAUUUAGCAAGACUCUACAAGAUCUGAGGCAGAAUGUUAGGUGGGCAUCCGGACCCGUAAAAACAAAUAGGAGUCAACUGGGCAUCAUCCUCAUUCACAGAAUCACAGUCAAUCAACUACACUCUGUCUGUAAACUAAAAAUAGCCAAAAAUGCUGUCAACUUCCAUUUUCAUCUCUCUUCGACAAUGUCCAACUCCAUUCCCAUCUUCUUCUCCUUCAUUUCUUCGCUUCCAUUUAUCUCUUCCUUCAAAAUUUACCAGGAUUAUGAUGUCUGCUCAUUCUUCAAAUUCUCCGCUUCCUGAUGAUCGCAUCGUAGUGGGUUGUGGGGGUGCAACAAUGGAUUAUCUGUUAAUGGUGGAUGGCUUCCCUAAGCCUGAUGAAAAGAUCAGAGGCACUUCCUCCAAGGUUCAAGGGGGCGGCAAUGUUGGCAAUGCUUUGACUUGUGCUGCUCGUUUGGGGCUACGACCUAGAAUAAUUGCCAAGGUUGCUGAAGAUGUUGAGGGAAGAGGCAUACUAGAAGAGCUUGAAGCUGAUGGUGUGGAUACUUCUUUUAUUGUGGUUUCCGAGGAAGGUCGUUCAAUGUACAGCUAUGUGAUUGUUGACAGUAAGAUGAAAACCCGGACUGCUAUAUACUAUCCAGGAUAUCCUCCCAUGACACCUACUGACUUUUCCGGCUCUAGUUUAUCUUCUGCUUUAGAUGGUGCCAACCUUGUUUAUUUUGAUGGACUCUCAUUAAAAACGGCUUUAGCUGUUGCAAGAGAGGCACGUCGUAGAGGUAUUCCAAUUCUGGUUGAUGCAGAAAUGGGAGAAGAAGGGUUUGAUAAUCUUUUAAAUAUGUCAGACUAUGCUGUUUGCUCAGCAAAAUAUCCUCAGGCAUGGACAAAUGCACCAUCUAUGGCAACUGCACUUGUUGCUAUGCUAAUAAGAUUGCCAUCAUUGAAAUAUGUGAUUGUUACCCUUGGUGAAGAGGGGUGCAUAAUGCUACAGAGAAGUCAUAAAGCAGAUGAUGCUCAGUUAGAAGAAAUGAAUGCGGACCAAUGUUUAGCAUCACUAUACAAGAAAAAAGAUAGCCAUAAAACUUAUCCAACAUGUAUUUCAUCGCCGGUUUUAAAGCUGGAAGCACCUGGACUUGGAACACUGAGUGGAAGGUUGCUAGUGGGAACAGCUGAGAGAAUACCACACUUGGAGCUAGUUGAUACAACGGGAGCUGGUGACGCUUUCAUUGGAGCAGUUCUUUAUGCUCUGUGUACAGAUAUGCUUCCCGAGAAAAUGCUGCCAUUUGCUGCUCAAGUGGCAGCUGGUUGUUGCCGAGCAUUUGGAGCUCGGACAGGUCUUCCACAUAUUACAGAGCCACGCUUGCAACCCUUCCUAGAUCAAAAUCCAAGUACAUCAUCAGCACAAUGAAGUAUAACUUCAGGCCUUCAGCCAAUUCCCUAAAUGGUUUGUAUAUUUUGCUUGCUAAAGCUAAGCACGGUUAGUAUGUAUGUAUGUACAUUCCUCCCAAAUCAUCCUGGCUAGGUUGUAAAUUGUUCAAGACUAUGUAUUUGAUACGUUGUAAUGUUGUAUAUUAAUAUGAUCAAUAGGGUCAUGUUCAUUUUAAAGGAAAAUACAUCAGGGUUUGUUGUUUUUAUGCUCCGGCGAAUUCAUAAGAAGUCACUUUGUACUGUUUUUCUUGUAUGUUUGUAGACAUUAUACUAGUGAUUUUUUUGGUUCCAUUGAAGCCUUUCC
Molecule: messenger RNA, 1752 nt
Organism: Chenopodium quinoa (quinoa)
Lineage: Eukaryota; Viridiplantae; Streptophyta; Magnoliopsida; Caryophyllales; Amaranthaceae
Product: ribokinase-like
Exons: 13
Coding region: 175-1428 (417 amino acids)
Molecular function (GO): kinase activity
Source: RefSeq, a predicted model, not a curated record